GAUGCAGUUACUGAUGCAGACAAAGCACUGGAAUUGAAUGCGAACUGUGCCACAGCAUUCCUUAGGAAAGGGAUUGCAGAAUACCAUUUGAAGAACUACAGUGCUGCAAAGGAAGCAUUUACAAAAGGGCAAAAUAUUGACAAAACAGAUACUACCUUUACCAUUUGGCUAAAGAAAUGUGAGGAAGAGACAGAAGUGGGAGAACAACCUGAUCAGAACGAGAAGACGCCAGUGGCUGAACAUCAUACUUCUGCUCCUAAGAUUAGGCAUGACUGGUACCAAACAGAAUCUCAUGUUAUCGUCACUGUGAUGAUGAAGAAUGCACAGAAUAAUGAUGUUAGGGUAGAGUUUGCAGAACAAAUGAUGAAUGCAGUCGUAAAGCGUCCAUCAAGCGAUUACAAACUAAACCUUAGUCUUCUUCAUCCUAUUGUUGCAGAACAAAGCACUUUUAAGGUGUUGUCUACAAAGCUUGAGAUCAGAAUGAAGAAAACUGAAGCUGUACGAUGGGAGAAACUUGAAGGAGAUGGAAUUCUUCCUUCUGUGAAACAUUUCACUCCAGAUGAGUGUCACAAAUAUCCUUCAUCAUCUCAUUAUACAAGAAACUGGGAUAAGUUGGUUGUUGAACUCAAAGAGGAAGAAAAAGGUGAAAAGCUUGAGGGGGAUGCAGCUUUAAACAAACUCUUUCAGCAGAUCUAUGACGAUGGCAGUGAUGAAGUGAAACGUGCUAUGAAUAAGUCAUUUAUGGAAUCAGCCGGUACAGUUCUGAGUACCAACUGGACAGAUGUAGGAAAAAGAAAAGUGGAUAUAAGUCCUUCCGAUGACAUGGAGUGGAAACCAUAUUGAUGUCCCAUCCUGUUUUGCACUUUCAUUUUGAAAACUGUAAUGCUUGCAUUUUUGAGUCUCAAGUUUCAGAUUUUCACAUUUUAUACUGCUGCAGGACUUGUUGCAGCCUGCUAGUAUGAAGUGUCAACAGUCCAGAAUCUAGGACAUUGUUCAUUUCUGCUGUGUAACUAAUGAUAAAUAAAGAGUUGUAUUUUAUUUUUA
This is a messenger RNA of Protopterus annectens (West African lungfish), 1044 nucleotides long. RefSeq names its product SGT1 homolog, MIS12 kinetochore complex assembly cochaperone (gene SUGT1). Gene Ontology annotation, molecular function: protein-folding chaperone binding. NCBI's taxonomy places the organism in Eukaryota, Metazoa, Chordata, Ceratodontiformes, Protopteridae. Bases 310 to 843 code for a protein of 177 amino acids. The record is from RefSeq and is a predicted model, not a curated record. Gene Ontology annotation, biological process: protein stabilization. The transcript is spliced from 10 exons.